Chrysochloris asiatica (Cape golden mole) is the source of this 1677-nucleotide messenger RNA. RefSeq names its product Meckel syndrome, type 1 (gene MKS1). NCBI's taxonomy places the organism in Eukaryota, Metazoa, Chordata, Mammalia, Afrosoricida, Chrysochloridae. The transcript is spliced from 18 exons. Bases 1 to 1677 code for a protein of 558 amino acids. The record is from RefSeq and is a predicted model, not a curated record. Gene Ontology annotation, cellular component: MKS complex. Gene Ontology annotation, biological process: cilium assembly.
AUGGCGGAGACCGUCUGGAGUACUGACACUGGGGAGGCUGUGUACCGCUCCCGGGACCCCGUGCGCAACUUGCGCCUCCGAGUCCACCUCCAAAGAAUCACAUCAAGCAACUUUCUCCAUUACCAGCCUGCUACACAGCCUGGGAAGGACCUCAUAGACUUGGCCACUUUUAGGCCCCAUCCCACCGCCAGUGGACAUCGCCCAGAUGAAGAUGAAGAAGAAGAGGUUGUGAUCGGGUGGCAGGAGAAACUCUUUAGCCAGUUUGAGGUCGAUUUGUACCAAAAUGAAGCAGCCUGUCAGAGCCCUUUGGAUCAUCAAUACCGUCAAGAAAUUCUGAAGCUGGAGGACUCGGGUAACAGGAAGAACCGGCGAAUCUUUACCUACACUGACUCUGAUAGAUAUACCAACUUGGAGGAGCACUGUCAGAAAAUGACCACCGCAGCCAGUGAGGUACCAUCUUUCUUGGUCGAGCGAAUGGCAAAUGUCAGGCGGCGGCGGCAGGACAGACGAGGGAUGGAGGGUGGCAUCCUCAAGUCACGCAUCGUCACCUGGGAACCCUCAGAAGAGUUUGUCAGGAAUAGUCAUGUCAUUAACACCCCUCUUCAGACAAUGUACAUCAUGGCAGACCUGGGGCCCUAUGGAAAGCUUGGCUAUAAGAAGUAUGAACAGGUGCUCUGUACACUGAAGGUGGACAGCAAUGGCGUGAUCACAGUAAAGCCUGACUUCACUGGCCUCAAAGGGCCCUACAGAAUCGAGACGGAGGGGGAAAAGCAGGAGCUGUGGAAGUAUACAAUUGAUAACGUGUCAUCGCUCGCACAGCCGGAGGAGGAGGAGCGGGAACAGCGUGUGUUCAAGGAUCUUUAUGGUCGGCACAAGGAGUACCUCAGCAGCCUCGUGGGCACUGACUUUGAGAUGACUGCGCCAGGUGCACUCCGGCUCUUUGUAAACGGAGAGGUUGUUUCAGCCCAAGGCUAUGAGUAUGAUAAUCUCUACGUUCACUUCUUUGUGGAAUUGCCAACUAGCUGGUCAAGCCCAGCAUUCCAACAGCUUUCAGGAAUAACACAGACCUGUACCACCAAAUCCCUGGGAAUGGACAGGGUGGCGCAUUUCUCCUACCCCUUCACGUUUGAGGCCUCUUUCCUCCACGAGGACGAGUCUGCUGAUGCUCUCCCAGAGUGGCCUGUGCUCUACUGUGAGGUCCUGUCACUGGACUUCUGGAAGAGGUAUCGUGUGGAAGGCUAUGGGGCCGUGGUGCUGCCUGCCAACCCAGGUUCCCACACCCUGACAGUGUCUACAUGGAGACCCAUGGAGCUGGGCACGAAGGCUGAACUGAGGAGGUUUUUCAUUGGUGGUUCUCUGGAACUGGAAGACCUUGCCUACGUGAGGGUACCAGGAACCUUUAAGGGGGAGCGUCUGAGCCGCUUCGGGUUCCGCACGGAGACCACCGGUAGUGUCACCUUCCGCUUCCACUGUCUGCAGCAGUCUAGGGCCUUCAUGGAAUCAAGUUCCCUCCGGAAAAGGAUGCAGAGCGUGCUGGACCGCCUGGAAGGAUUCAGCCAGCAGAGUUCCAUUCACAAUGUGCUGGAGGCUUUCCAUCGAGCUCGGCGCCGCAUGCAGGAGGCCCGUGAAAGCCUUCCCCAGGACCUAGUGAGCCCCUCUGGAACUACAGUCUCCUAG